UGGUCCCGGUGACGACACUAGUAAGCGCCAUCGCCUCAGUGCUGUCAGUGUCGGCCGGGGAGCUUGUCUUUCCUCAGAGCUGCCAUGAGCAAGCGGAACCAGGUGUCGUACGUGCGGCCGGCCGAGCCGGCGUUUCUGGCCCGCUUCAAGGAGCGGGUCGGCUACAGGGAAGGGCCCACCGUAGAGACUAAGAGAAUCCAGCCUCAGCUCCCAGAUGAAGAUGGUGACUAUAGUGACAAAGAAGAUGAACAGCCCCAAGUGGUGGUGGUUAGAAAAGGAGAUCUGUCAGCAGAAGAAGUCAUGAAAAUUAAAGCAGAAAUAAAGGCUGCCAAAGCAGAGGAAGAACCACCUCCAGCUGAUGGAAGAAUCAUGUAUCGAAAACCAGUCAAGCGUCCCUCAGAUGAAAAUAUUCAGGUUAACAGCAAGCUCAAAAAGAAAAAGACAAGUGAAGAUGAAAUCAAAUCGGGACUCAGUUUAAGAAGAACUCACAAAAACAAAUCAAAAACAGUUAGCCCUCUUUCUUUUGGCAAUAGAAGAUGAAAAUGAAGAAUCCAGCCUCAGCUCCCAGAUGAAGAUGGUGACUAUAGUGACAAAGAAGAUGAACAGCCCCAAGUGGUGGUGGUUAGAAAAGGAGAUCUGUCAGCAGAAGAAGUCAUGAAAAUUAAAGCAGAAAUAAAGGCUGCCAAAGCAGGUAUAUUUGAAAGUAAUCUGGCUUUUCUAACAAUUUAAGGAGGCUGGAUUAUGAAGUUGUUUUAUUUUAUGUAAUACUACGGUAUGUUUGAAGGAGACAUUUCUAGGUUGAAGGCAUGGCUUUGACACUUACCAUAUGUGUGACCUUUAAGCAAGUUAUUUCAUUUCUCAGUUUCAAUUUCUUCAUCAAAAUAAAGGGACAAUAAUUAUACCUACCUUAUUAGGUUGUUAUGAGGAUUAGGUGUUAAUUUGAGUAAAAAGAUCCAGUUUUUA
This is a messenger RNA of Microcebus murinus (gray mouse lemur), 963 nucleotides long. NCBI's taxonomy places the organism in Eukaryota, Metazoa, Chordata, Mammalia, Primates, Cheirogaleidae. The record is from RefSeq and is a predicted model, not a curated record.